GAGGGUUUGACGAGAAUUAUGACAUUGUUUUUAUCAAGGAUGCUACUGCCACCGAAAAUAAGGCAAUGCACGAGGCAACUUUACUGAACUUGGAGUAUGGAUGGGCCAAGAUUGCAACCACCAAUGACAUUAUCGAAUGGCUCGGGAAAAUUUGA
Molecule: messenger RNA, 155 nt
Organism: Acaulospora morrowiae
Lineage: Eukaryota; Fungi; Glomeromycota; Glomeromycetes; Diversisporales; Acaulosporaceae
Source: the annotation of a GenBank genome assembly